Molecule: messenger RNA, 1979 nt
Organism: Apis dorsata (giant honeybee)
Lineage: Eukaryota; Metazoa; Arthropoda; Insecta; Hymenoptera; Apidae
Product: facilitated trehalose transporter Tret1-like
Exons: 6
Coding region: 378-1766 (462 amino acids)
Biological process (GO): transmembrane transport
Cellular component (GO): membrane
Molecular function (GO): transmembrane transporter activity
Source: RefSeq, a predicted model, not a curated record
UAGGGGGAAAGGGCGUGUGCGAGGGAAAAUCGUUUUCAUCGCCUGUUUUCGAACCGUUUGAUCUUUUGUUUCCCCCCUCCUCCUUCCUAUUUUCUACGUGCUCUCUUUUGUUCAUUCAGGGGCGAACGAUUCGAGGGGGGAGAAAGGGAAGACAGGAGGAGAAGAGAAGAAGAAGGGUGUGGUGGACGGAGAUACCAUGGCAACGCGACGAUUGUUAGACGGAAAUCCUCGAUGAGAAGUAGAUCCACGAUAUUAUUUCCGACGGCGAGAAGUGCAACGAAGAAACGAUUCGAUCUCGAUCGAGAAGAAGAAGAAGAAGAAGAAGGAAGGGGUGGUGAAACGAACGUAGCCGAGAAUCGAAAUUCGACUUGUGAAAAAUGGCCGAGAAGCAAGAAUUCAAGGUUCUCUUUCGAAGGAGAUGGCCUCAGUAUAUUGGCGCGAUCUCAGCGUGCAUGGGUGGAUUUUCACUGGGUUGCGGUAUCGGAUGGAGCGCGCCAUGCGUUGAACUUUUGAAAGAGGUGCACAUGUACGACAUAUCCGCGAUCGCCUUGAUCGCCGCGAUUUUCCCGUUGGGUGCGGCUUGCGGAUUGCCAAUUGUGCCAUUCCUGAUCGACAAGAUCGGUCGAAAGUGGUUGAUGCUCUCUCUGAUUCCGGCCUUCAUCCUCGGCUGGGUUUUCAUCAUAAUCGGUGUUUCCGUGUUCGCCCUUCUGGUCGUAGGAAGAUUUCUCACCGGCGCCUGUGGUGGGAUGUUUUGCGUCAUAGUGCCCAUGUACUCCGCGGAGAUUUCAGAGAAACAAAUCAGAGGUACUUUGGGUAUAUUCUUCCAAUUAUUGCUCGUGAUCGGAAUCCUGUACGCUUACUGCUGCGGAUACGCUAGAAACGUCGUUACCACGACAGGUCUUUGUUUAGUUGGUCCAAUUCUGUUUGUUAUAAUGAUGAUAUUCAUGCCCGAGAGUCCUAUGUUUUACAUGGUAAAACGCAACGAGGAGGCUGCCAAAAAAUCGAUGAGAUUCUUCCGAGGACCGGAUUACGAAGAAAUCGACGAUGAGCUCGCUAUAUUCAAAGAACAAGUAGAGAAAAGCGCGCUCCAGCAAGUGACAUUCGACGCGUUCAUGAAGAAAGCUGUGCUGAAGACGUUGGGGAUCGCUUAUGGGCUGAUGUUCGCCCAACAAUUCAGCGGUAUCAACGCGAUCAUAUUCUACAGCGAGACGAUUUUCAAGCUGACCGGCGUCGAUCUAGAUCCCUUGCUGCAGAUGGUGGUGUUCGCGGUGGUCCAGGUGAUCGCUUGCGUCAUAGCUGCUGCGCUGAUCGACCAAGUGGGCAGAAAAGUACUUCUGGUAAUAUCUUUUGCGGUGAUGUGCAUCUGCCUGAUAGGUCUGGCCGUGUUUUUCAUCAUAAAAGAAAGCAAUCCGCCAGUAGCCGACUCUCUAUUUUGGUUACCGCUCUUUUGCGCUUGCUUGUACAUCCUGUCCUUCUGCCUGGGUGCCGGUCCUAUACCGUGGGCCUAUAUGGGAGAGAUCUUUCCUACCAAGUUAAAGGGGACCGCUUCCACUUCCGCAGCAUUGUUCAACUGGAUAUUGGCGUUUAUCGUGACCGUGUCGUUCUCGAGCGUGGUCGAGGCUGUCGGGAUGGCACCUGUCUUCUUCUUCUUCGCGUUGAUCUGCGCUUUGAGCGUGGUUUUCGUGAUCUUCCUUUUGGUCGAGACAAAAGGGAAAACUUUCACCGAGAUACAGAGGGAGUUCGGUACCUUCGAAAUCGAGGAAUAAAAAAAAAUAUAUAUAUAUAUAUAUAUAUUGAAUAAAAAUAUAUAUCGAAUAUCUUUGAACGAGAUCUCCAAGAGAUUUAUCGCUUUGUGAGCGAAAAUGAAAAAAUAUAUAAAAGGGAAAAAAAAAUAUAUGGAUGAUAUAAAAAAUAAUCAUUGCCAUUGUAUAAUGCCAUUGUAUAAUAACGAUGGAAAUUUUUGUUUUCUAAAAAAAAGA